AUGUCCUCCGCCGCACAAUGGACACGCCAGAACAAGGUGAAGAGCGCCGUGUGGGCAGUGGGCUUCGCAGCCGUCAUCAUGGUCGGCUCCCUCACCGGCGCCCAGCUCAAGCAGGACAAGCAAAAGGAAGAGGCCAUUAAACAAUUUCGCGAGACGACGGCUGCCGAACAGAUUGCGAUCCUCGAGGACCAGAAGCUCCUGUUGCUAGAGCAGAGGGCUGCCCUCCAGCGGAAACUCGAUGCGUUUGACGAGCGGGUGCGCGAGCGCGAGAUGGAGAAGCAGCGGAGGGCGAGGAGAUCAACGUGA
This is a messenger RNA of Clonostachys rhizophaga, 306 nucleotides long. The record is from the annotation of a GenBank genome assembly. NCBI's taxonomy places the organism in Eukaryota, Fungi, Ascomycota, Sordariomycetes, Hypocreales, Bionectriaceae.